CUAUAUUUGAGUGAAAUUUCAUACCUGCGGUUGCGAAUUUAAAAUUUGUUUGCAUUGUGUGAGUUAAAUUCAACUGCGCAUUUAUUUUUUAUCAAAUUACAAAUGUUUAGGUAAUGAAUGUAAGUGCAAAGCUACAAACCCUAAGCCCUCUUUAUAAGAUCCGCCGCAUCUGAGCACAAGAUCUGAGUACAUAGCAAGAAUUAUGAAGUUCAGCAGAGUUUAGUAGCAAUUUGUUGCAACUAAUUGAGAUAUACUUCCUGUGUUAUAUUCUCUAAAAUGGACACAAACAUGUUCCAAUCAGAUGAUUCAAGGAAAUACUAUUGUCCAAUACUGGGUUUGAAAGUUUUUGUUCUAGAUAUCAACUUGAGAUGCCUUACAGCUGUGCCAAACAUGCUUCAAACCCUUGGAUAUGAAGUUUGUGUGCAGUAUUAGAAGCUUUUACCUUGCUAUGUAAAACCAUGGAUGCCACUGGCUUUGAUACUGAGAAGUGGCAAGGGAAGAUGUGAACAAGUUGAGGGCCAUUGAAUGGAUCUGGAUCUUUUGUUCCACUGCAAAGGAUAGGGAGGGCUUUUGGAAACAAGCAAAAGUUCAAGUAUACUUCCCAAGAAAAUGAAAAAUCUUCAUUACCAACUAAAGAAGUAAAUAGAUAAACAUAACAAAAUUCUACCCAAGUCAGUGAAGAAAAAGAGAAUUAUACAAGAACUUUGACAAUUUGGGUGAAGAUUAGAAGUGAUGACUCCAUACAGAAGUGUUUGAUAUUUGGUUUCUCCUUUAGGUGUAUUAAACUCCAUUUUACUUUGUAGUGAAAUAUCAUCCACAUAAUAGAUGGAUGUAUCCUCACUGAAAAUUUUUCCAUCAAUAGCAUUUUCAGCCCUUUGGUCCCCACUAACAUUGUUCAUAAAUUCACCAGAGUCAGAUGUGUAGCGUGAAACACCAUAUGGUUCAUUCUGUAGACAGAAUUGAUUUUUCCCAAAAGUCGAUGUCUGAUCACUUGAAUUUAGGAAAUCAUGUAAAGAGUUACGUUGAGAAUGCUUAUGCAUGCAAUCAUAGAUAAGAACAUAACGGUUUUGCAAUUGAUGCCUUUUUCCGGCCAUCAUUGACAGUCUGGGACAGAUGCUGCGACUUCAUAUUCAAAUCAGAUGAAUUUAUAUUGCUGUGUUGUUGAAUUGGGUUGGCUUGUCCCAAAUAUUGCAGAAACAGAUAAAUAUAAAAAUACAUAUACAUCAUGAUUCAAGUACAACAUCAUAAUGCUCAAUCAAGUGGAGACAAACUAACAGUGUAUUGAAACAUAAGUUGCAAAUCUAGAAAUAGAGUAUGACAAUUUGAGAGAGAAAAAAAGAGAGUAUGCUUAUGUAAAUAAGCACAACUAACUUUCAAGUAUUGGCUGCAUAUUUUGAAACACCUUGAUGUAGGCUGCAGCAGUAAGGUUUCAGUCAUAUGACUUGGUGAUCAUGGAUUCGAUAACAGAAAUAAAGUCUUCACUCUCAGGCCAUAAUAUAAGGCUCAACAUACGUAAAAGGAAAUUUAUUAAAAAGAACAAACCUGGAAAUGGCUUUCAAUGUUCUGUAUUUCAAAUCUUGGCACAGCCCUAAGCUGAUUUGUUUGACUUGGAGAAGUGUUACUCUUAUAGCUAAUAGCUACAGCAAAAAUGACAAAUAAAUAAAUAAACUCAAGUCCAAACUUACCACUGGUUCCAGCCAAUUCAGCACCUCCGAAGAACUUCAUAGGUAUUAAAUGCAAGUGCAAAGCUACAAACCCUAAGCCUUCUUUAUAAGAUCCGCCGCAUCGGCUCUUUUGCUUGAGCACAAGAUCUGAGUACCUAGAAAGAAUUAUCAAGUUCAGCAGAGUUUAGUAGCAAUUUGUUGCAACAAAUUGAGAUAUACUUCCUGUGUUAUAUUCUCUAAAAUGGACACAAACAUGUUCCAAUCAGAUGAUUCAAGGAAAUACUAUUGUCCAGUACUGGGUUUGAAAGUUUUUGUUCAAGAUAGCAACUUGAGAUGCCUUACAGCUGUGUCAAACAUUCUUCAAGCCCUUGGAUAUGAAGUUAUGACUGCUAAUAAUUCCAUAGAGCUGUUUGAAUCUGAAUUGCAUUUACAAAAGCCAGUUAAGAUUUCUAAUCUAAGCAGUUUGUGGAAAUAUGCAUUGUGGAGGAUGGAAGACAAAAUGGUGAUAACUGCAGAUGUAGAGGGCUUUGGGAGGCUUGAGUCAGAGGAAAUUAUUGCAAAUAACAAUAGAGAAUGUCAGUCAUUCAUGAACACUGGAGGGCAGACUCUCCAAAGUGUCAUAAUAAGAGAACAUAAUCAUACAAGAGGGGGGAAAGAAAGUGAAUCAUUAAUCCUAGAUAGGAAAAGGCUUAGUCGGACUUAUGAUUCACCUAUGAAGUUCUUCGGAGGUGCUGAAUUGGCUGGAACCAGUGCUUCUCCAAGUCAAACAAAUCAGCUUAGGGCUGUGCCAAGAUUUGAAAUACAGAACAUUGAAAGCCAUUUUCAGCAAUAUUUGGGACAAGCCAAUCCAAUUCAACAACACAACAAUAUAAAUUCAUCUGAUUUGAAUAUGAAAUCGCAACAUUUGUCUCAGACUAUGAAUGAUAGCAGGAAAAUGCAUCAAUUGCAAAACCAUCAUGUUGAUAUCUGUGAUUGCAUGCAUAAACAUUCUCAAAGUAAUCCUUUACAUGAUUUCCUAAAUUCAAGUGAUCAGACAUCGAAUUUUGGGAAAAAUAAAUUUUGUCUACAUAAUGAACCAUACGGUGUUUCACGCUACACAUCUGACUCCGGUGAAUCUAUGAACAAUGUUAGUGGGGGCCAAAGGCCUGAAAAUGCUAUUGAUGGAAAAGUUAUCAGUGAGGAUACAUGCAUCUAUUGUGUGGAUGAUAUUUCAGUACAAAGUGAAAUGGAGUUUAAUACACUUUCAUCCAAUGACAUGUGCCACCAAUUUUCACCAUCACUUCCUGAUCCUCUUCUACCAUCAGAAGGAAAACAUGGCAUUUAUGAUGCCAAAGCAGAUGAAAUUCUUUAUCCUCCAAAUGGAACUCAGGAGUUUAGUGAUGAGGAUGUAAAUACCUGCUUAUCAAUGUAUAAUAAUCCCUGAAAAUUGCUGAAUGGUGCUGUUGCUUUAAGUUGUGGAGGGCUUUGUGGAGAGCUUCAAGAAAAUAGAGUUCAUAUAAUGAUUUGUGGUGUUUUUUUGUCCUUUUAUAUUUGUACUUUUGUCUUGUCUGAUUCUCAUUUGAGUAUGGUUGACAGUGUUUCUGGGCUUGACUAAUAGACUGAUUAUUUUUAAUAACAAACAUGUUUUUAUUAUCUUGAA
Vigna unguiculata (cowpea) is the source of this 3303-nucleotide messenger RNA. RefSeq lists its product as uncharacterized. The record is from RefSeq and is a predicted model, not a curated record. NCBI's taxonomy places the organism in Eukaryota, Viridiplantae, Streptophyta, Magnoliopsida, Fabales, Fabaceae.